AUGGCCGAACCCAUCCGAGGCAAGCGAUCCGACAUGUCUGUCGCUCCCACGCCGCAGAACACUCCCCUGAACAACGCUCCCAUUUCCUCCCACGCCCAGCAGCCGGGCGUCUCUAGCAUCAAGGAGGAGGAGUUGGACCGUGCCGCCGCCGCGUCCGUCUUCGCCCAGAACCCCAAGCUCAUCCAGAUGAUUCAGGGUCGACUAGGCUCCCUGGUGGGCCAAUCAUCGGGCUACAUCGAGUCCCUUCCUGCUCCCGUCCGCCGUCGCGUUGCCGGUCUCAAGGGCAUCCAGAAGGAGCACUCCAAGCUUGAGGCGGAGUUCCAGGAGGAGGUCCUUCAGCUCGAAAAGAAGUACUUUGCCAAGUUCUCUCCCCUGUACCAGAAACGUUCCACCAUCGUCAAUGGUGCCGCUGAGCCCACCGAGGAGGAGGUCAAGGCUGGUGAGGAGGACGAUGAGCUCGACGCCGACGAGGAGGGUGCUUCGGCCGCCCAGCCCGAGGGCAAGUCCGACGUCCCCGAGGACGUGGCCGGUAUCCCUGAGUUCUGGCUGUCUGCCAUGAAGAACCAAAUCUCCCUGGCCGAGAUGAUCACCGACCGCGAUGAGGCUGCCCUCAAGCACGUCACCGACAUCCGCAUGGAGUACCUUGACAAGCCCGGCUUCCGUCUCAUCUUCGAGUUCGCUGAGAACGGCUUCUUUAAGAACAAGACCCUCUCCAAGACCUACAUCUACCAGAACGAGAGCGGAUAUGGCGGCGACUUCAUCUACGACCAUGCCGACGGUGACAAGAUCGAGUGGCUUCCCGGCAGAGACCUGACCGUCCGCAUCGAGAGCAAGAAGCAGCGCAACAAGAACACCAAGCAGACCCGCAUCGUGAAGAAGACUGUCCCCACUGAGUCUUUCUUCAACUUCUUCUCCCCACCCAAGGCCCCCACUGACGACGACGAUGAUGAUGCCGAGUCGGACAUCGAGGAGCGCCUCGAGCUGGACUACCAGCUGGGCGAGGACAUCAAGGAGAAGCUCAUCCCCCGCGCCAUCGAUUGGUUCACCGGCGAGGCUCUUGCCUUUGAGGAGAUCUCGGAUGAUGAGUUGGAUGGCGCCGAUUUCGAUGAUGACGAUGAUGAUGACGAGGAUGACCUCAGUGAGGACCAUGACGACGAGGAGGAGUCUGAUGACGAUGACGAGUCGGGCAAGCCCAAACAGGAGGCUGCUGAGUGCAAACAGAGCUAA
This is a messenger RNA of Ilyonectria robusta, 1227 nucleotides long. RefSeq names its product nucleosome assembly protein. Gene Ontology annotation, biological process: nucleosome assembly. The transcript has 5 exons. The record is from RefSeq and is a predicted model, not a curated record. Gene Ontology annotation, cellular component: chromatin; nucleus. NCBI's taxonomy places the organism in Eukaryota, Fungi, Ascomycota, Sordariomycetes, Hypocreales, Nectriaceae. The coding region runs from base 1 to 1227 and encodes 408 amino acids. Gene Ontology annotation, molecular function: histone binding; chromatin binding.